Molecule: messenger RNA, 4712 nt
Organism: Tribolium castaneum (red flour beetle)
Lineage: Eukaryota; Metazoa; Arthropoda; Insecta; Coleoptera; Tenebrionidae
Gene: Gapvd1
Product: GTPase activating protein and VPS9 domains 1
Exons: 13
Coding region: 327-4568 (1413 amino acids)
Biological process (GO): vesicle-mediated transport; regulation of GTPase activity
Cellular component (GO): endocytic vesicle; cytosol
Molecular function (GO): small GTPase binding; guanyl-nucleotide exchange factor activity
Source: RefSeq, a predicted model, not a curated record
CUCCCUACUGACAUUUGUUGACAAAUGUGUCAAAACAAAGCUGUAUUUUAAGUGUUUUCGAGCUUUAAAGGGCUUCAGAGAAAGUUUUUGUAGUGCGACUGAUGUAAAAAACCGUAUUUUUGUAAAGUCAAGGUUAUAUCAGACUUAAAUAUUUACUUAAAACUUUCACCUUUGUGUAAUCCAUCAAAAGACAAUUACUGUCCAUUUUGGGGCAAAGAGUGCAUAGUUUGAUUUUUCCAAUCCUUAAUCACGUUUGAAUUUCUUUAAUUUCGUUAAUUAUUUUUGUGACUGGUACCACCAGUGCUGUCAUCCACCUGGUCUUUAGGAUGAAAGAUAAUGAGAGUGAAGAAAAAGAGGACAGAAAUGUCUUCAAACUGCUAUCACAAUUACGUAAAGAAAAAUUAUUCAUAACUAACGAAAGGUUAAAUAUUCAGAAAUUGAACAAAUCGAUAAAAAAGAAAACUGACGGUUUAAUCGAAGCCACAUGGGUAACAACAAAGCAGCGAUUGUAUCUCCUCUCCCAGCGAGAAUUCACAACGCAAAACUACGAACAUAUCAAGUCGAUCACCAACUCGGAAUUUGUGGAAGCCAAGACUUUGUUAGGCUUCCAAACUGUUAAAAUCAACAAUUUACUGCAAAACCUGCGAAAGCAGCCUCAAGAACUAGCCAGAUGGCUUUUCGUAGGCGAGCAAAUAAAUGACGAUCAGUUUUCCAAUGUCUUGCAAACUGUGGUCACUGGAUUAUACUCCUCGUGCAUCUUCCCUGAAGAUACCACUUACAUGCUGAAACUUUUACUAGAACUCGCGAAAUUGCAGCUUUUCAAGAGCGAAAAUCCCAGACGGAUGCUCAAACAGGGUACUUGCUCCUUCAAAAAUUUGUUUUUCAUUUUUACAGAAGUGUUGCCGACUGCUAAAUUUUUCCUAAGUGCCGCGCUAGAAUUGCCUAUUUUGCGGUUGGCGGCUUGUAGAGAUUUUUACCUAGACAUUGAUCCAGACAAGACACUCAUGAGGUACAGACACAACGAGAAUAAUCUCAAAUCGGAGUUCAGGGACAUCCAGGAAUACAGGACUGAAGUUAUAAGAAAAUUAUCUGAGUUCACAAACUCGUUCAUUUCGUCUUUACGUGAGAAUGUUUACAGCUUUCCUAAACCCAUUGCGUGGAUUGUUUACCACAUUUCGAAAAUUAUUACGAAAUCUUUUGGCAGCAAAGAAGCUUAUGCUAUCGUGACUGAAUUAAUUUUCACGCUGUACAUUUGCCCAGCCAUCGUCGAUCCGGAACAGUACUGUAUCUCAGACGCACAAAUCACCGAAGUCACCCAACACAACCUGAUGCAAGUCGGGCAAAUUCUUCAGGUCUUGGCUCUGAAUAAAUUCGAGUCGCCUGAAAACCGCUUCAGCGACAUUUACAAUUUGUUGGACAACGACGUAGUUUGCAAUUUCAUGGAAGAUAUUCUCUUUAAUUUGGAGUUCGACGAUGAUGCGCCACCUGUUGAUCUAGCGCCGAGUAUAAUACGGGACUCGGCACUUUUGGCCGAGGAUGAGCUGAACAAUUUUAUCUUGUUUUUGCAAAAAGUGCACAAUGAAAUGAUGCAAAAUGAUAAUUUUAAGAAACAUCUCGGGGAUAAUUCGAUUGAGGAACAAAUCGCCUCGCUGAUUCUCCCAUCGUCGCUUGAGAGUUCCCCGAAAACGAGCAAACCCUACACUAAUGGUUUCUCCGAAAAUACGCUGAAGAGGAACCAUUUCUUGUCGCUGGUCACAAAAAACCACACGUCGAAAUCCCGCGACGAAAUCUCGCAAAACAUCCCCUUAACUGUGUUGAUUUUCUCAAUGGAGAAAGACCUGGUUGAACCUGUCGGUCUUUUACCCGAAGAAAAAAUCCUCAAUAUGAAUCUAACCGCCAAAAAAGAAGUUAUUUUGCCGAAACCAUCUGAAAUAAUCACAGAGGCGGUGAACGGUCGCGUUGAGGAAAAACCCUUUUCGAAUUUCCCCGACGAAGGUUCGAUCGGAAACACCUCGGACAACCUCGAGGCCAUAUCGGAGGCCGCCAGCAACCAUUCGGUGGCAAGUAGCCUCGAAUUGGAAAACGACCAAAACGACAAUCUUUCGGAUAUGAUUUCGGCCAACGUUUCCGGCCGGGGAACCCCCAACAUUUCCGGCCGGGACACCCCCAGCUCGCAGGUGAACGAUAACGAAGAGCGCCCGCUACCCGAAGCGCGCCAAGUCGAGCAGCCCCAGCCGCAGAUAAGUCGGCAAAUUCGGUCAGAAAUCGACGACAAGUUUUGCAAAUUUGAGAUAAAAAAAUUGCUGGAAGGGGACGAAACGAUUUCGAUCAUUUCCGAAACUUGGAGUACUGAUGUUUUGGCGUCGGAUAAUGAAACGAUCGAUGCUGGGGACUCGAGGGCCGAGAGACAAGGCUUGCAGUUGGUCGACCAAGCGAUAAAUGAAGUACCGACUGGGAAUAUCCUUGAUAUUUCCGAGACUCAGAGCGAGAGUGCCUGGUCGACUGAUGUCAUGGCUUCGGAUACCGAACGCUUAACCGAAGUGGAUAAUGAUGAUGCCGGAAGUGUGGCACAGUCCGACGAAACCCGAUCGGAAACCGACGAAAAUCCGACCCGGAGACUGUCGAAUUCGUCCAAUUACGUCAACUACUUGAACUAUCAGGAGUACCGAAAAGUCGAAAUCAAAAAUAACGUAAAAACCGACAAUAACGCCAAUAACGUGUUGUUUAAAUCGGUCACUUUGACCGACACUCAGCACAAUUUAUCGUUUUCGGAACUGAAAAUCGCCCGGAAAAAGGACGCUCCGGGACCGAGCGGUUUUAACCCAACCGAACUCUUGAAACAAAACACGUACGAUGAGCGUCCGAACGAAAUCCUCCUCAGCAAUUGCAGCCUGAAUUCGAGCUCUUCGGGCAGUAGUAGCAACAGUUUCGAAAACAAACACUCACAUACUGAAACUUGCUGGGAAAGCAAACAGUGGUUAAACAGUUCGGGAAGUAGUUUAAACGUCACAUCGACACCGUCCGAAAGCACGAGCGAGUUAUCAGUCCUCAGUGUCAGUAAUUUGAAUCCGAAUAUUUUAGUAAAGAAAGCUGCGACGCUGAAUCGGAGUUUGAAGCCCUCGGCUUCGACUGGUGCUAUUCCGAAAAGUAUUAGUUUUGAUAUGAGUGCAGAUAAAGGUGAUAAGUAUCUCGAUGACGAUCAGAGGAGCAAGAGGGGAGGCUUUUUCGGGAAAUUGAGAAUGGGCUUCAGGAAUAGGAGGGGGAAGUCGUUCCGGAAUCAGGAUGACUUCCGGUUGGAUGUCGAGGAGUUCGGGGCGGGGAAAAAGACGCCCAAUGACUCGCCGGUUAAGAUCAGUAGUUCAGAAGUGUCGGAGGACAUUUUAGCCAAAUAUCGGGCGAAACCGUUCAUUGAAAGUAGCCCGAAAGAAGCCAACGGCAAUGAUAAAAUCCCACCUAAAGUGAGAUCUGACGAUUCCACCGAUAACGUCGAUGUUAAUAAUAGCUUUGAUGAUAUUAAAAGAAAAUUACGUUUAGUUUUAAGUAAUACAACUUCACAAACCCCUAAAGUAAUUAAGGAAAACCGAUUAUCUGUAAAAAGUAAGGUUGAAACCAUCCUAAGAUUAGAGUUAGGCAAAGCUCGUAAGCUGAAAGAAUGGUCAAACAUCGCCCGAAUCUCUGAAACGCUGCGAUUUAUCAAUUUAUUAAAUGAGAGUACCUGUUUGAGCUUAUUACAAUCGCUUCGAGAAGAUUUUUUGCAACGUUCCGUCUACACGGAUUAUUUAAUAUACUCCCGGCAGGAACUCCUUUUUUGCCAAUCAUACCUUGACGGUUUAAGCGAGCAAGUUAACAACGAUAAGCAACAGUGCGAGAAAUAUUUGAGCAUGAUCUGCGUCCGCAAAUUCCUCCUCGAUGAGGAGAGCCGCAUCACCCAAUUCUGCGAGGAAUUCAAAGAAAUCAACCUCUUCGACGAAAAGUGCGACUUUUUGAACAACUUCUACGAACAAGUCUACUCAGUAAUGCAGCGCAGUGGCUUAUGGCAGGACAUUUUCAAAAACCAGGGUGAUGCGAUUAAAAUCACUCUAGAGAGGUGCAUUAUGAGCAAAAUUUACAAGUACGCCCUGUACCCGAACGGGGAUGGCGACAGGGAUCGCGACCAUGUUUUGUUUCAACAUAUUGAAAAAUUGGCGAGUAUUAUAAGCCCGGACCAUAAAGCUUUGAUGAUCCAUAAGAUGUUUCUGCGUGAAAUGCCCUGGAUUCCGGCCCAGGACGCCCUCAAGGCAAUGAACGCGUACAAGACGCCAAGAGAUAAAGUUAAAUGUGUGGUUCAUUGUGCGAAGUGUAUUAUGGAUUUGCUGGCGUUCUCGCAGAAUUCGGGAUCGAUGACUGCGGACGAUUUCACCCCAGUGCUGGUCUAUGUUAUUAUUAGGGUGAAUCCGCCUGAUCUGCUGUCGACUAUCCAAUUCGUCAACAGCUUCUACCACAGCCAGAUCGACGGGGAAGAGCUCUAUUGGUGGACGCAGUUCUGCUCCGCUGUUGAGUACAUAAAAACGAUGGAUUAUUCGGAUUGACAAAUGCUGUUCCAUAAUAAUCUAUUUCUUGUAUAAACAAUUUAUGUAUUUUCAGUAAAGUUUACUUUGUAUUAAUUAUCUAUUUUAAAUAAGAAAUUGUUAAUUAGUAAAAUAAGGGGGUUCGAAAUAAAAACUUCACACGCA